Molecule: messenger RNA, 6833 nt
Organism: Sarcophilus harrisii (Tasmanian devil)
Lineage: Eukaryota; Metazoa; Chordata; Mammalia; Dasyuromorphia; Dasyuridae
Gene: PODXL
Product: podocalyxin like
Exons: 8
Coding region: 1-1686 (561 amino acids)
Biological process (GO): cell migration; negative regulation of cell-cell adhesion; positive regulation of cell-cell adhesion mediated by integrin
Cellular component (GO): apical plasma membrane; microvillus membrane
Source: RefSeq, a predicted model, not a curated record
AUGGCCCAGCAGAUGAGUGCCCCGGGAAAGAGGGACCGCUCUGGGCAUCCCCUGGGGACUUUCAGAGGUGGCAGGGCCCAAGGCCGGGAUUACACCUUCACCUGGCCUGGAGGAGCUUUUCGAACCUGGCUUGUCGCUCACUUGUCUUUUUUAUUGGAAUUAUCAACAGGAAACAAUGAGCCAAUCUCCAGCACAGCGGCAGUUGCCACCACCAUCUCUGCUGAAAGCCACAAGACCACCGGCAAACCUCAGACCGUCGCCUCCCCCCAGCCAACGGGCCCUUCAGAAACCAGGAAGCCGACCACUGCUGCCAUAAGGCCUACCACCACUCUCCAGCCUACAAGUCCAGCACUUCCCAUCGUCCAGACCACUUCCAAGCCCAACCAGGAAGGGGGGGACCUGACCACAGUGAGGGGAGAGCUGACCACUAAGGCACCUUCCAGCACAAGUGCUUUAAGUACUACCUUGGAGACUAAGAAGGAGACCACCGUGGCACCCACUGCAGCCCCCGGGGCUCUGGGAACCCAGGCACCCGUUUUGUCCUCACUGACGACAGGGCCCUUGCCUUCACCAUCAGCUACACCAAAGCUCCAGGAGGGAACCACCUUGCCAGACGCUUCCAUCCCGCAGACCACAUUGAAUCCCACUGCAUCCACCCACAAAUCUGAGAGUCCACCUUCUCUGACCAGUGCCACCCCAGUGCCAGGAGCCUUUCCUUAUCCUGUCUCGACGGGGACCAGCGUAACCUCCAGAACUCAGCCAACUGAAAAUACCUCAGAGACUCCAGUGCCCAAGAGCACAAUUUCAGUUUCCUCUGAGCAUCCCCCAGCUUCAGUCUCCUCUGAGGGUCCCCCAGCUUCAUUUACUUCUGAGGGCCCCUUGGCUUCCGCUACCCCUGAGACGGUUCCCAGGGAGACAACGAUAGUUUCUGAGAGUUCUACCUUCUUUUCCACCAGCCCCUCUUCUUCCCUCAGCGAGCCCCCUGCCACAACAUCUGAAGCUGAAAUUUUUUCACCCAUACCCAACAAGAUAACCUGUCAAGCUGACAGCUACACAACAGAGAAUCUGCUUAUUCUGAAGAUCACCAACUUCAGCGUCUGUGAUGGCGUCAAGGAUUCCCGAAACCAUCCCCUCUACACAGCCCUGUGCCGAGCGGGAAAGCCCAACUUCAACAAGGACCGAGAUCUGUGUCACGUGCAGCUGAUCUCCCAGCCAGAGAAGCAAGAGGUGGCAGUCCUCAAUGUCUCUGUGCAAACACACCUGCAGCCCAAGGAGCUGUAUGAAGUACUGAAGAAGCGAUGGGAUGAUCUGAAAGCGCUGGGAGUUAGCAACAUGACCUACGGAAAGGAAAGUCUGGACAAGGAUGUGGAGGACCGAUUCAGCAUGCCUCUUAUCAUUACUAUCGUUUGCAUGGCGGCCUUCCUGCUCUUCGUGGCCGCCCUGUACGGCUGCUUCCACCAGCGGUUCACUCAGCGCAAGGACCAGCAACGCCUGACCGAGGAGCUGCAGACUGUGGAGAAUGGUUACCAUGACAACCCCACCCUGGAAGUGAUGGAGACUUCUUCGGAAAUGCAGGAGAAAAAAGUGGCCAAUCUUAAUGGCGAGCUGGGGGACAGCUGGAUAGUCCCCCUCGACAACCUGACCAAGGACGACCUGGACCAGGAGGAGGAGGACACGCACCUGUAAAAGCCGCCAGCUCGGACCACCGCCCCGGGACUCUUGAGACUUAAUCACCCAAAGUGCCACUUGAGCAAGGGGAGGAAAAUCAACUCUCCUUCCCACCUUGAGAGAGACAUGAACAGGGAAAGAGACCAGGAGGGAGCAGAUGCUGCCGCGUUUUGGCCACCCUCCCUCUCCGCCCCUCCUCAUUUCAGGGGGGCUUUCACUUUUUCAUUUUCUAGCCAAUGGAAACGAUUCAAUUUAAUAUGCUAGAGGGGGGAGGGGGGAAGGAGGUGGGGAUGGGGAAGUAGCCACUGCUCUUUGGAACGGCCCUAGAGUUUGUGGUCAGGACAAGCCAGAAAGAUGUAAUGGAAAGCAAAGAUGGUGGCAGUUUAUAUCCAUGUGGAAGUAUGGGUGGAUGGAACCCGUUUUCUAGUCUUUUCUCCCCUUCUCAGGAGCAAAGCUAUUUGUCCUCCCUCCUUAGCCUCCUGAGGGGCCCUCCUUGCCCCUGGACUCAUAAGCCAAGUUCUGGUGUCCUCAUCACUUUUCUGGAGGUGGGGAUUUUUCCCACCAGACAGACCCAAGUGUGAAUUGCUCCUGUUCAAGGAAAUCCAUCCCCAGGGGAGAGGCAGGAUCGAAACUUCUGGAAUUGACACUGGCUGGCAGGAACCCGGCACCCAGCACCCGUCUCUCGCCCACUACCCUGUGGGUGCCUGCCUUGCGUCCAGCUGACAUCUCUCCACUCUGCUGAAGCCAUCGCAGACAUCACGCUCGCUAACCUGCACAUCGUACCUGCCAGGGAGAAUGAUCCCAGAAGCCACGUGGCCCCUCUCUCCAACCACUGAAAGAGAAGCUGCUUGGGGGGACAAAGCUCCCCACUCCUGGGGAUCCUCUGUCGGCGCAGUGUCUUUUAAGAGACAAUCAAUGCAGCAGGAAAGGGUAGGACCCAUCCCACCCUACAUGUGAAACUCAGGGACUCAACCAAGUUGCUGGGAAUUAUUUAUGAAGGAGGGGAGAGCAAGUAGCAGACCCUUACCUCUUCCCCCCACAAACCACCCCAAGAUCCAGGCGUGCAAAGGUUUUCUGUCUCUCAUCAGUAUGGGUCUUCUGUCUCCAUUGGUGGGUAUCACAAGCCGUCCUUAAUACCUUCUGGCCAUUCUUGUCCAUAUUCUUCUCUAGAGUUUUCCUACAAAAAUCUACUUAGUGGGUUAGCAGCUUCCCCCCCCCCUUUUUUCCCCCUAAUCUCUUCUGGUAGAUAUCAGGAUGCUACUUGUUCCGUAGCUACUCACUAUGGAUGGUGUCUGAGAGCCCAUGUAUGCUUGCCAUGUGAGUCACACUAGAAGAUUUAUUUUCAGUCCCCAAACAGCACACACACAGGGAGGGGAGUAGUUGCAUCCAGGGAGGAUGUCUACUCAGAAAUCCCUAAUGUAGACCGCAUCACGAUGCUGGCAAAACCUCUACUGAAAAAGACUAAGAAAUGUAGUCAUUGAAAAGUUACCAGAAAUGGCAGCUUUUAUUCACAUUAUGUUCUUACAACGGACAGGAAUGCGUCUACUGCCAGCCUCUGGUGCGAGUCGGUGGGAAUUCGGAACCUUUUCAGUUGGGGCGCGGCAUCUCAAAACUGACUUCAGGUUUCUAUGACUGAUGGUGGUUUAGAGCUUCAGUUUAUGGACUUUCAGGAAGAUCAGGUGCCCCUGAGCAUCCCAGUCUAGUCAAAAAAAAAGUUGGCCCAGUUUUCUGAGGUAAUUAUUAUUAACUUUUAAGUUGCUAAGUCAGCUGCACUCCAGGUUCUAGAAACAUGUCAGUUCUUACAGUUUAGCACCACUGAGUCCUGGGGAGCAGUAAUUAAUAUUCAGUAUUUAUAUUUUAGCCUAUUUUCAGCCCUAUUUUGAUGAUCUGCUCUAGGUUUCGUGUGGAGUCCCUGAGGGUUUCAGAACUGAUCCUUCGCCAUCCCCCACCGAGGCCUGCACAUUUCCUAAAGCUGCCUUUCUAGGUCAGAGCACACUUACCCUCUUGUUUUCUUGAAGCGGGAGUUUCAGAGGAGUUUUGCAUGGAGUUUGCACCUGUGCCCCAGGCCUCCAAAUGCUGAGGCUCUGGAAGUUGUGGAGAAGGAGCUGUCUGAGUGCCUUUCGUGGCAUUAAUCUAGGGGAUGCAAGCUGGUGGUCUUUUAAGUGCCUCUUUGUCCAGGAGGCAGCAGGCCCUUUACACAGUUCUGACUUGAGUCCAUUUGAACAUGACUUCCCCAGAGAAGGAUGUGUCAGUAUCGUCUGAUAGGGGAUAUCAGAAUUCUGGUUGAAUUCACUUUUUUUAGGGAUGAGAUUUUUUUUUAAAAUACCAGACUUGUGAUUGCUUUGGAGAAUUCCCAGUCAAGAUUUUGGACAGAUAAGCAGUUACUUUGCAAUAUAGAGGUUCAGUGACUUGGGACAGAGCACAGCACCCAACAGUCAAUGCUCGACCGUCAGGUUUUGAACAUAGAUCUUCCCUAUUCUGAGUCAGACUGUUUUAUUGCCACUGCCAAAGUUGCCUCUCUUGGGCUAAGUUUAAAGUGUCCAAAGCACAAAGCCCUCCUCAGCCCCCCAAUGGCCUCCUACCUCUGACCAUGAGGUGGGAUGACCCCAGGAAAAAAGGAUCUUUUCAGCCCACAUCUGGCUUUCAGACUCAAGGGUUCUAAUGGGCCCUUGGAGCAAGCCCAGAUUUAGAGGGAUGUUAAGCUAGCCAGCACCCAUUUACAUACAACCACAUGCCUCUUUUCCACUGCUUUUUUGGGCUAGACUGGUGAAACAAAGAAAGGAGAUGUAUCGAGUAAGUUGGUACAAAAUGAAGAGGUCUGUUCCCUUGUGCUCAGUAUUAAGACUUGCUCUUUCUCAAGUGGCCAUGCCUUAUUAAUGGGUGAAAAAAGUCUGCGUUGUCCUCUGGAAACUGGCUUACUUUCCUAGGAAGAAAGACCAAACUAGAGGAACUCUUGUUGAGUCACAGGAAGCUUUUUUUAGGUCUUCAGGGUGAAGCAGCUGAAAGAGCAACUGAAGCACUGACUGGGAAAAGCAUAUAUAGCUCUGUUGGAAGAAGUUUUGGGAGGCUGGAAGACCUCAAUCAUGGGCAUCCUUCUGAAAUUCCCCAGAAGGCUCCAGGAUCUGGAAGGUUUUUUUUCUUUAAUCUAGUAGUACUAUGCCUAGGGUACAAAAUCUAAUUCCCCCCCCCCCCCUCCAAAGAAAAGCCAGUUGAGAGGUUAAGAUCUCAGUUAUUGGUUUGAGGAACACAGUUCAAUUCAGCAUAGGUACCCAAGAAGGCCAUGUUAAAGAAUCUUGAAUUUCAUUUUUAAAAAAUAAAAAUUGUCUUUAUCUUUUGUUUUUACACUGCUUCAAUUUUCCUCUGGAUCUUCCCCCUCCCUUCCUCUUCCAUAAUCUGUCUCAUAACAAAGCAUUCUUUUUUCUUUUUAAGAAAAAAGAAACUUGGCAGAUGACAGGUUUCCGGAGGCUGCCUGAUAAUUGAGCUAGAUGUCAUGAACAAGCCACCAGCUGCCAUCCAGCCUCAGCAAGUAAACUGGGGAGAGUAUUGACAGAUCACUAACUAGAAAUAUAGAGCUUUCCUUCCCAUUUAAAGGAAGCUAGGUCAUUAUAUGUAAGUCAGUAUACAGAUCUGAUCUCCAGAAAGGUUUUUUGGUUUCUUCCCUACUAUCAGUGAAGCUCUGAGAAGUGUUACUUAAAUGCCCCAAUUCUUGAUCUUCCUAACUUGAGCUGUAGACAGAAUUUUUUUGGGGGGGAGGGUGAAGUCCACUGUGUACACAUAUUUUUGGAGAUAUAGAUAUAUGUACUACAUGCACACACGUGACUAUCAUUCUGUCAAAAUUAAACGAUGCAUUGGGACAGACCUAGAAUUCCCUCUGGGAGACCCCCCAGAACAGGGCUUCUUCUCUAUUCUCCAGGGUUUUUUUUUUUUUUUUUUUUUUUUUUUUUUUUAUCAAUAGCAUGUCCAGAGGGACUAUCAAUGAUGGAGGAAAGCCAAUGUACGGCCUGGUAUCACGUAUUUGUCAUGGAGGGUUCACAGAAUUAGAAUUUGUCUUAACUCUAGAUCAUACUAUUUCCAUCCUUGUUGGCCAGAAGGAAAGAAAGGUUCUUCCUAUUCUCUGGGAGCCUCAGAAACUUUCAGGUCACUGCAAAGACAUGUAUCUUUAUUAAGUAAUAAGUAAGGAGCUUAAUCUCAGACUCAAUUUAAUUGUGACUCAGCAAGUGGGAUCAAUUUAAUUGUGACUCAGCAAGUGGGAUUACCAGGGUUUCUGGAAUAUUGGCAAGGCAGGUAUCUCAUAGCCGGGGGUCUCCUGCCUCCCUGGCUUGAGACUGGUUUAGUUUCUCCCGGCAAAGCUCCAGCCCAAGUUGGGGGGUUCCUCCUGAUAAAUGCUUCAGACUUGUUGUGGUCUAAUCAUUCACCCACAGAGAGCUUGUCCUCUUUGUGGCUCACCAAAUCUUUUGAAUUAGGUAUAAAUGCUGAUCCAUCUGAAAUCAAUUUGUUAAUGGUUUCUCUAAAUCUAAGAAACCUUCUGAGAUUUGCAUGAGGGCAGAAUAGUGUGGUUGAUAUAUCUGAGCAAGGGAGGAGAAAGGACCCAGAAGGCUGAGCAGAGAUUCAAGAGGGCACAAAAAGAUAAAUAUACAUCAAUCGCUGCCUUCUUGCUGCCUCUUGAAUCAAGCAGCCCCCAGAUCACAGGUCAGACUGAAGGGAACAUUGCUCUUGGUUAGAAGGGUUGAGGCAGAUGGAAUUUGAAAAAAAGCAAAGUUUUUCAGAUAUAUCUUGGGUGGUUGAAUUCUUUAAAAUCAUUCUCAUAAUUACACAUGGGAAAAGAGUCCCUGUUAGGUCCAGCAUUUUGGUUAGCUAGGUUAGAAAUGGGUGGGGGAUGAGGAGAGGACUUGAAUCAUUCCUUAAGCUUUCUCACUAUAGAACUCCUAAGGCCCAGACAUAAAACUAAAAAAAAAAAAAAAAAAAAAAAACUGUUCAGAGGGGUCUUACAUUUUUUAAUGUCAUCUAUACUCUCCUGGCUGCUGAGAGUGAGCAGGAACAGACGUCUGAAGUACACUGGAAUUUACUGAGAAACUGGAUUGUAGAGAUUAUGGUGAAUUCUUUCAUUUUCCUAUAAAACUAUAUUUUGGAAAACUAUGCUGUCAAUUAAAGUUCUUUUGUGUAAA